AUACACCGCACCACUGGACGGAGCUGGUACAACUAGUGGAGCUCUCCAACUACGGACCCACCACCAUGGCUUAUACCACAUGCUCUUGGAUUGCCAUUAUUUUCUUAUCUGUGACUACUAAUUUAACUGGAGUACAGUGUCGCGCCGUGCAGGAGUUACUGUCAAAGUCAUCCGCUUUUCAGGAUGGACCCAAUACUUCACCCACAGAUAUCUUGAGACGAUGGCGACGGGAGAACGAGGAGACGCAGCGGCAACAUUGCGCAUUGUUGUCAGCGCCUUGGAUGGAAACCAACGCGUACCCGAUGGAAUUAGCACAGCUUCAUCGUCUCCGGGUGGGUUCAAUGCCCCAAGGAGGUUUACGGCGCACAGUCUUUCCUGAGCAACCACUAUUCCGUUUUGUCAGACGGGUCUAUCAUUGCUGUCAGUUAGGUUUCCAUUGCAGAGGCGUCAAAGGGAUUCAGGGUCGUAUCAGUGGAGGUAAGAAUCUAAAUCCAGUCAUUUGAAGUAGAUUCUUAGCCAUUUAUUAAGCCUACUCUUGGACUAAAUUAGUAUGUAGACCUAGACCUACUAUAGAGAAUGUCCAUUUAAAAAGUUCCUUUUAGGCUUGGGUUUUAUAGAAAAUAUAAAUGAAUAAAUUAUUCUACUAAGGAACGGGGACACUGUCACAUUCUGAGUGGUAGUGCUUUCAUUUAGGCCUUACAUUAUUUUGUUGAUCUUUUCCCACCCUAGAUACAGACUUGGAGUUCCUUCUCAGUCAGGAUGUUCUGUCAGUGACAGUCAUGAGAGCUGAGAUUCAUCUAUAUGUAUUGAAUCCUCAACACCUGAACAUUGAGCCUGUUCUUCCAUACAUGGCAAAACGCAAGCUUCCCACACGGUAAGAGUCCUGGUUGACGUGAUGGCACACUCACUUAGCUGUCAUACCUCAACUUUUUAUAUAACUGUAUUCCAUGUCAAUGGAAACUGAAAGUUGUAAUUAUUAGGCUAAAGUACUGUGGGUCCUGUCUUAACCUUUUUAUUCCACAGAUACAGUUUUGGGUCAAAUGAGAACAUCCUGGAGCUUCGAGUGGAUCUGCUGUUCCUAUUCCAAGGUCUUCAGGAGGCAGCUGGUGGUGCCAGAGGGGAGCCAAGUCUGGUUGACAUGCGGAAAGUGGGGGAGCUUUCAAGCAGGGGUCCACGAGAAAGGCCAGGAGCUCCAUGGUCUCUGCAGGACACCAAUGCUGAUCUGUUGGGGGAGGGGGUGGGCCCCCUGCUGACCGCUAUGGAGCUGGGCUUGGCCCUGAAUUGUGACAGGGGGGGAGUGGAGGUGUCUUGUGAGCACAAUGGAGUCCACCAAUUACACGCUCCAUUCAUUGCUCUCUCGUACAGAUAAAGAUGACACAAACCAGGAUAGUAGACACUCACAUUUUACCUUGAGUUUCUCCAUAACCCCAUCUCCAUGUUGUCUCUAAUGUCCUCAAGUCUAUGAAGCUGCGUUUAUCUCUCGAAGGGCAACAUGUCAACUUUUAUUAUUGAUAUGUGAAGGCAGUGGAUGUGAUGUCUUCACUACAUAACUUUUGCAAUAACCCUUUGCAAAAUAAAACAUUAUCUUUAAUGUUGUGAUGCAAAAUAAAACCAUUUUUGAUAUACAUAAUACCCCAACGUGUAUGGGGUUCUGUGCACUUCAGCAAAUGCUUGAAUAUAUUAACUUAUCAGUGUUGUGUUUUGAAAGAAAGAUAUCAAUUUGUAAAGAUGUAAAUAGUGUAUAUAAUCACAUAUGUUUAUUGGAC
Molecule: messenger RNA, 1766 nt
Organism: Coregonus sp. 'balchen'
Lineage: Eukaryota; Metazoa; Chordata; Actinopteri; Salmoniformes; Salmonidae
Source: the annotation of a GenBank genome assembly